Messenger RNA from Melampsora larici-populina 98AG31, 459 nucleotides. RefSeq lists its product as uncharacterized. The transcript is spliced from 2 exons. NCBI's taxonomy places the organism in Eukaryota, Fungi, Basidiomycota, Pucciniomycetes, Pucciniales, Melampsoraceae. The record is from RefSeq and is a predicted model, not a curated record. The coding region runs from base 1 to 459 and encodes 152 amino acids.
AUGGAUGGCAAGCUCAUCGGUGCCAAUUUAACAGCAAUCUGGAAACUUCACGAUAGCAAGGUUGUAAAUCAUAAGGGAAAUGAACAAAACAUCAUUCAUCCUGACAAAUUGGCUUUGGAAUUGACAAGUAAGACAAAGAGCGGUGGUGUGAAAUCAAGUGCUUGCUCAAAGAUCAAAAACUUGGAAGAAAUCCCCACGGGCAAAGCGCAUAGGCACCAGUGGAAUAUAAAUGUGAAGAUAGACUUAUCUGGGAUUGUCAAGGACUCUGCAGUGUUUGGUCAAGUCCACUUGCAAGGGCUCCUUGAAGGCGGGGAAAUCAAGCCCACAAACCCUAUCAAAACUGGAAGCUUCCUGAUUGUUAUCAAGAAUCACGUUAAUCAAUUAAGCAAGAAUAUUGCACUUUGUUUUCCAGGUGAUGAGAAAUUUGACUUGCCAACAAAGGUGGUACACUUUUUUUGA